This is a messenger RNA of Rhincodon typus (whale shark), 2719 nucleotides long. Its product is annotated as perforin-1-like. NCBI's taxonomy places the organism in Eukaryota, Metazoa, Chordata, Chondrichthyes, Orectolobiformes, Rhincodontidae. The coding region runs from base 785 to 2494 and encodes 569 amino acids. The transcript has 3 exons. The record is from RefSeq and is a predicted model, not a curated record.
GAACCCCGCACUGACAGAGACGGGGUCCGGGGUGUCGAACCGGAGGCCCCUUGACCCAAUUGGUGAAGAUCACUUUAGAAUCUUAGAUAACCUUCUUCACAAACAUUUGCACUCAUCUUCAGUGAUGUGAUCCAUGCCUUGAGGGAUCUGUCAGCUCUGUUUAUCGGAUUGAGACCAUAUAAGGAAUAUCCUGUGCGCCGUAUUUACAAGUGCCUGCUGUAUAAGGUGUUGGCAAGAUAUCUCUCAUGAACCAUUGUAUUCCAUCUUUCCCUCGCAGGGAAUAUGGAUGUGGAAGCAGAAUCUUUAACAAGAAUUCCCAAAAUGGCCAGGGGACAUUUCAGAAAAUAGAACAGAAAUUUAUCUCGUCGUGCAAUUUUACAUGAAAAAUAAUGAAAACUUGUUUUCGGUCUCCCUACCACGGCGCCCACAUUAAUGACAGAAGUCAUACGUAAUAAUGAGAAAAAGUAUCACCAUUCAGUUAACAGUUCCUGGGCUCAGGGAGAGCUGAUUUAAGGAAUGAUGGGAUACCCGGAAGGUGAAGAUUUCCUGCUGGGCGAUGAGAAGAAGCUAAGAGAUGGCCAUACCAGGAUGAGACUGCCUUGCCAGGACAAUGCCCUCUGGGAUGUGACUACCUCGCCAAGAGACCGCCUCUGUGCGAUGAGACCACCACCCUGGGAGACAGCAUUGUGAGCUGUUGGAAGCCAUCUUGUCACCGGGCCAGGAGAAGCCUUCCAAUGAAGCCUCGAAAAUAAGAUCGGCUGUUGGAGCCGCAACCGGUGGCAACAUGGCAGCUGUGCAUUUGAAGCCAAGCUGUUUCCUCUUUCUCUGCCUCUUCUUCCAGGAUGCCCUGCGUGCCUGUACAACUGGGCUUGCCAGCGAGUGCCGCGAUGCCAACUUUGUGCCAGGGGCCCAGUUGGCGGGUUUGGGCUACGACGUGGUGACCCUGCAGCCCAAGGGCGCCUUUGUAAUUGACGUGAACACCUGGCGAUUCGCCAAUGGGAGCUGCACCCUCUGCCACAAUGAGCAUCUCGGUAAUGUGCGCCAGCGGCUGCCCAUCUCACUGGUGGACUGGCGCACCCUGAGCUCCUGCCAGCGCUCGCUCUCCAGCCAAUUCUACCGCUCAGCUGACAUGCUGGCACAGUCAGCCACCUCUGCCAUCACCAAUGACUGGCGGGUGGACCUGCAUCUCAAUGCAGCCAAUCUGGUGCUGGCCGGCUCCAAGUCCAAGCUGGUGAGUUUUGGCACCUCCCGCUCCAAGAGCGACCGCUACAGUUUCACCAGUCACCAGUUCCAGUGCCGCUACUACCAGUAUCGGGUGAAGGACAAGCCCCUCCUGGCACCUGAGUUUGCCCGCUCCCUCUCCAGCCUCCCUCCCAAUGGCAAGAAGUACCAGUACAGGAAGCUGGUGGCCACCUAUGGCACCCACUACGUCAUGUCGGUGGAGCUGGGCGGGCACUUUAAGGAUGUGACGGCUAUUCGGACAUGUGAGACGGCAUCUGAGGGCUACACCAUUGAGGAGGUGAAGGACUGCCUGUCGAUAGAGGCCGGUUUGACGGCGCAGCUGAGGGCAAAGGCUUCAGUGAGGAACGAGAAUUGCCAGAAAAUGGCGCGUGCUAUGAAGCACGGUGACAAGGUCUACCAGGCCUUCAAUGACCGGGAAACGGAGUUGACGGGGGGUAAGGUCCAGCAGGGGGCAGACCUUUUCUUCUCCAGGGACAGUUCAGCCUUCUCCGGCUGGAUGAACAGUCUGACCUCUCACCCAGGCACGGUGCGUUAUGACCUGGUGCCUCUUCACCACAUGCUUCCCAUGAGUGACCCCAAGCGAAAGAACCUGCAGCGCUACAUCAGCGACUACAUUGUGCACAAUGCCCUCUCCAAGCAAUGCAGGGUGGGUGCCACAUGCCCCCAUGGGUCCUACCGCAACCCCUACCAACCUUGCAACUGCGUGUGCCGCGAGGAUAAUCAGGUGGACCGGAAUUGUUGCUCCAAGCAGAAGGGGCUGGGCCACCUGGUGGUGACUGUCAAGGAGGGCCGGGACCUCUGGGGGGACAUUUUCUCGGGCACCGAUGGCUACGUGGUGGUCAGAUAUGACCGAAGGGAGGCCAGGACCAAUGUGAUCUGGAACAACAACAAUCCCCGGUGGAACACCAAAUUGGACCUGGGCAAGGUCAGAGUCAGCGAUGAGCACAAGCUGACCAUCGAGGUUUGGGACGAGGAUGCCAUCAAAAGAAACGAUCUCCUGGGGAAAUGUGAGGUCAGACUGACCUCUGGCACCCACAGGGAGGUCUGCUACCUCCGGUAUGGCAAGGUGACCUACGAUUACACCUUCACCUGUGGCCCGCACCUGGGCGGUGCCAUCUGCCAAUCCUAUGUGCCCCUCCCUGGCAGCAUGGCCUUCACCCCUUACGUGGGCACCACCAACCACACCGUCCAUCUCAACACAGUCAAACUCAAUCGCUCUGAACCAUCAUUCCCAGUGGUCUACUUCCCCUAACCCUUGCUCAGACACUGUCAUGGCUAUAUCAUAGCAGUAUUAUGCCCCUCAUUUAAUAUGGGAGGCUUUGUGCCAUUAAAAUGAAAUGCUUUGAAGCUUUGUCCAAACACGCAAGCAGUGUAGCACACCGUGAUGUGAAGUGCCAACUAUAAAGACCAUGCUCGUUUCUGUAUGCAUUUUUAUAAUCUUACAUUUUUUCAAUAAAUUCAUCUCUUUUGGCAUUUA